AUGGCGCAAGGUUGGGAAGCCGAUAAGAUGCUUGAUGUUUAUAUUCACGACUAUUUGUUGAAAAGAAAGUUGCAUGCGUCUGCAAAAGAAUUUAUGACUGAAGGAAAAGUGGCCACAGAUCCAGUAGCAAUUGAUGCUCCUGGAGGAUUUCUCUUUGAAUGGUGGUCUGUCUUCUGGGACAUUUUUAUUGCAAGGACUAAUGAGAAACAUUCUGAAAAUGCUGCAGCUUACAUAGAGACACAACAAUUUAAGGCAAGGGAGCAACAACAGCUACAAAUACAGCAGCUGCAACUCAUGCAGCACCGCAAUGCACAACUGCAACGGAGGGAUCCUAAUCAUCUAGCUAUUGGCAGUUCUAUAACCACAUUAAACUCUGAAGGAAUGAUGGGGCAGUCAUCAGCCAGUGUCUUGGCCAUGAAAAUAUAUGAAGAACGUAUGAAACACCCUCAUCCGAUGGAUUCAGAGACAUCAUCAGCUCUAAUUGAUGCCAAUAAGAUGGCCCAUCUCAAAACUGCUAACAAUCAUCAAGUCCAACUGGUACAAAGUAAUUCUGGGAACAUGUCUUCAGCUUUGCAGCAGAUCCAAGCGCGGGCACCUUUAACCGCUGACAUCAAGAGUGAAAUUAAUAUGGGCACAUCUCAGAAAAGUUUGCCCAUGGAUCCUUCAUCUAUCUAUGGUCAAGCAAUGUUACAGUCAAAAUCUGGACUGGCAGGUUCAGGACUGAAUCAAGGUGUCGCAGGUCUUCCAUUAAAGGGUUGGCCUCUGACUGGACUUGAUCAAUUAAGACCAAAUUUGGGUGCACAAGUGCAGAAGCCCAAUAUGCAGACUCAUAAUCAGUUUCUUCUCGCAUCACAUCAGCAACAGCAGAUUUUGGCACAGGCACAAAGCAACCAUGGAAAUCCAACGAACUUUGGAGAUAUGGAUCCCCGUAGGUUUUGUCAGUUUCCUCGGGGUAGCUUUAAUGCAAAAGAUGGUCAAUCCACUAGAAAUGAUGGAUCAAUAAGCUCCCCGGUGCAAUCAACUUCUCCUAAGAUGAAGGUGGCUCAGAUGCAACAUUCUUCCUCUCAACAACAGGAUCAAUUGCAGCAACAGCAUAACAGGAAAAGGAAACAACAGUGUUCUUCAGGAGCUGCGAACAGCACAGGCACAGGAAAUACAGUGGGCCCUUCACCUAACUCGCCUCCAUCAACUCACACCCCUGGGGAUGGAAUGACUACUGCAAGUAGUGCACAGCAUGUUAACAAUGUGCAGAAAAGCUUGAUGAUGAAUGGUCCAGAGGGAACAAUAGGUCUUGCAACAUCUUCCAAUCUGCUGGAAGAUAUAGAACGAUUUGGGGAUGUCGGUUCCAUAGACGACAAUAUGGAAUCGUUACUUUCACAUGAUGGAGGAGAUGGAAGAGAUUUGUAUGGAGCCCUGAAACAAAGUCCUACUGAGUACCAAAAAGAGUCAUCAUCUAAAAGUUUUACCUUUUUUGAGGUUGGCUGCCAACGGACAAGAAAUAAUAGCAUGGUCACUUGCUGUCAUUUUUCUUCUGAUGGGAAGUCACUAGCCAGUGCUGGCCAUGACAGGAAGGUUGUCCUAUGGAACAUGGAUACAAUGCAGACAGAGAGCACACCUGAAGAACAUAAAUUAGUUAUCACAGAUGUUCGUUUCAGGCCGAAUUCGUCUCAGCUGGCAACAGCUUCAGUUGAUAAAUCUGUGCGAUUAUGGGAUGCAGCCAAUCCAAACUUUUGUUUGCAAGCAUAUACCGGGCACUGUUCGCCAAUUAUGUCCCUUGACUUCCAUCCUAAGAAGAAUGAUAUUUUUUGUUUUUGUGAUAAUGACAAUGAAAUUCAGUAUUGGAGUGUCAGUCCAUUUUCGUGCACUCAUACUAUAACAACAGUGAUUGAUAAUUUGUUGUUUCUAUAA
Messenger RNA from Pistacia vera, 1908 nucleotides. Its product is annotated as transcriptional corepressor LEUNIG_HOMOLOG-like. Gene Ontology annotation, molecular function: transcription corepressor activity; protein binding. Lineage: Eukaryota; Viridiplantae; Streptophyta; Magnoliopsida; Sapindales; Anacardiaceae. The record is from RefSeq and is a predicted model, not a curated record. The transcript has 15 exons. Bases 1 to 1908 code for a protein of 635 amino acids.